This is a messenger RNA of Melanotaenia boesemani (Boeseman's rainbowfish), 1351 nucleotides long. Its product is annotated as progranulin-like. The record is from RefSeq and is a predicted model, not a curated record. Gene Ontology annotation, cellular component: extracellular region. The transcript is spliced from 6 exons. Bases 135 to 986 code for a protein of 283 amino acids. Lineage: Eukaryota; Metazoa; Chordata; Actinopteri; Atheriniformes; Melanotaeniidae.
AUUGUAAGUUCAUCUUCCAUAUACUCGUGAGUGGGAGUGUCUUACCUCUCCUAUAAAGAACGAUCCACAUUCUUCGGUUGAGGGGAUGUGUGAGACUUGUGACAGGAAGCUGUUGAAUCACUUCACUGCAGAAGAUGCUGAGGAUGGCUCUGUGGUUGUACGCUGGAGUGUUUGUGUGGGGAGUUGUGUUUUCCAUCAGAUGUCCUGAUGGGAACGUCUGCUCCGACUCUUCCACUUGCUGCUUGACCAUGCAUGGAUAUAGCUGCUGUCCGUAUCCAAAGGCCGUUUGCUGCGCUGACCAAGCCCACUGCUGCCCCUCAGGAUAUCGCUGUAACCUGGCUACGCAGAUGUGUGAGAAAGAAUACCAGCCUUGGAUGAACAUACUCAUGGCAGAGAAGGAUGCUGCAGAGGAACCCAGCAGCCUUGACCUGUCUGAAACCCCCUUCCAGAAGCUUGAAAACAACAAUGUCCCAGAUUUUAAAAAGAGUUCUGUUGUCCACUGUGACAACUAUUACAUGUGUCCUGAUGGCACAACUUGCUGCAGACACCCAAAAGGUGCCUGGUUCUGUUGCCCCUACUCUCCUGGGAGAUGCUGUCUGGAUGGCUACCACUGUUGCCCAUUUGGUUAUGAUUGUGACCUUACUUACACUCACUGUGUGAGAGACCGACUUAUGUAUCCAUUCACCCCCAAACAAGCCCUGACGUCCAUCCCUGCCUCUCUAGUUUCAACAGGGGAGGACAAAAGCAGCAAGCAGGAAACACCUGUGACAGCUCUAACUGAAGCCAGUGACAGCCCUACUAGUCAAGCUGUGAUUCGCUGUGAUGACAAGUUUUACUGCCCCGCCGGGUCAAGUUGUUGCAAGGGAACCAAAAGCGAGUGGGUCUGCUGCCCUUACCCACUGGGCAGUUGUUGUGCAGAUGGUCAGCAUUGCUGUGAGUAUGGCUACAAUUGUGACCCCACCUCAAGCACAUGCACAAGAUGGUGACGGGAGACACUGAAGACAUGUUUCCUUAAGUGUACUGGAACUGCCAUCUUUUUUUUUUUUCUUUCAAUGUUUGAGAGGAAAUCUCACAAUGCUUUACAGAGAAAUUUUAAUUUGACAAGACACUGAAUCAAAUCUGUCUCACUGAAAGAUUUCUCUUUGGUAAAAAACGUGAUCACAGCCAUAUGCGAUUAUCCCACAGUUUACCUGCCUUUAUAUCAGUGCUUCUUCAUUUUCACUUAAUAGCUGGGCAACAAUUACAGUUUUUGACCUUUGACAUGUUUGUAAUGCUUACUUUGGCAGUGAUUAAUCUGUUCACCCCACCUUCUAUUUUAAUUUAAAAUACAAAUAAAGAAUUUAUUGAGAAA